This is a messenger RNA of Daucus carota subsp. sativus, 1577 nucleotides long. Its product is annotated as purine permease 1-like. Gene Ontology annotation, cellular component: membrane. The record is from RefSeq and is a predicted model, not a curated record. Gene Ontology annotation, molecular function: purine nucleoside transmembrane transporter activity. The transcript is spliced from 3 exons. Lineage: Eukaryota; Viridiplantae; Streptophyta; Magnoliopsida; Apiales; Apiaceae. Bases 342 to 1448 code for a protein of 368 amino acids.
GCUAGCAGUGGCCAACACUCCUAAAGCCUAAAGUUUUCACCAAAACUCUAAAAGACUUAAAGCUUGAUUUGAUUCAUCGGUUUAUAUUUGCAUGUAAAAACAUCUCAUUUCUACGUGUCACCGACCGGCAAAUCAUGUCAUGACUCAUGAAUACACCAGUGAUUUCUUUGAUUGCAUGAGUUUACAAUCGCGUUUGACUUAACUUAUAAAUAACUCGUAACCCGGAAAAUAUACAUAUUUUUCGGAUUUAAGUAGCUUAUAAGCUCGUCCAAACACUCAUCAGUCAUCACAGUCUAUAGGAGUAAAUAGAACUAGCUAGAGAAUUUGUACAGCAAAAAAUCAUGGAGAACAAGGAAGCCGAAACUGAUGCAUCGCUUCACGAGACAGAAGUAUCUGUACUUAGCCCCUCUACGAGAAAAAUGUUACUCAUAAUAAGCUGCAUAUCCCUCUCCAUAGGAAACUGCGGUGGUCCAUUGAUCAUGCGCCUCUACUUCAUCCACGGUGGCAACAGAAUCUGGCUGUCAAGCUGGCUCAUAACGGCCGGCUGGCCUUUGAUUAUCAUUGUUCUCAUCGCCGCCUUCUACCACCGUCGUGCCACCACGGGUGACUACACUAGCAAGCUCUUCAACAUGAAGCUGCGCUUGAUCCUCGCCUCUGCUGUCGUUGGUGGUCUCACCGGUGUGGAUAACUACCUCUUCUCAUAUGGAAUAGCUAAACUGCCUGUGUCCACAUCAGCCCUAGUUAUUGCAUCUCAGCUUGCAUUUACCGCAGGUUUUGCGUAUUUACUAGUGAAGCAGAAAUUCACUUCAUUUUCGAUUAACGCUGUUGUUCUGCUGACAAUUGGAUCCGGAGUACUAGCCCUGCACACGAGCAGCGACAGGCCGGAAGGAGAGUCGAAAAAAGAGUACAUUCUAGGGUUUGUGCUGACACUCGGAGCUGCGGCGUUGUACGGAUUUAUAUUGCCGGCGAUUGAGCUGAUAUAUCAGAAAGCAAAGCAGGCUGUUGAUUUUCCGCUGGUGAUGGAGAUUCAAAUGGUCAUGGGUUUAUUCGCCACUCUUUUCUGCACUGUGGGGAUGCUCAUCAACAAAGAUUUCCAGGCAAUACCAAGGGAAGCAAGAAACUUUGAUCUAGGGGAAACAAAAUACUAUGUGGUACUGGUCUGCAGCGGAAUAAUAUGGCAGUUCUUCUUUAUAGGAGCCGGAGGAGUUAUUUUCUGCGCUUCGUCUUUGUUAUCGGGCAUCAUAAUAGCGGUUUUACUUCCCGUUAUCGAAGUAUUAGCUGUUAUUUUUUUCAAAGAAAAAUUUCAAGCGGAGAAAGGAGUUGCUCUCGUUCUUUCUCUCUGGGGAUUUGUCUCGUACUUCUACGGCGAAUUCAAACACAGCAAAAAUGCAGAAAAGAAAGCCGAAGCUGAAAUGGAAUUGCAAAUAAAUCGAACUGCGCUUCCGUAAGCUGUGUAUUAUAUAGGAGUAUUAAUUAUGUAGCAGAAACUAAUGAAUAAUACUGUGGUUUGUACUUUGUGGCUUGUGCAAUGUAUUCCUUUCUGCAUUGCAGAAAAUACAUGAGAUACAUUUCAGAUU